CCAACCGCCAAUAAACAGAAAGAAGAAGAAGAAGAAGAAUGGCGGAGGGUGCGCGACGUUAGCAAUGGGGUAAAUUCGGUCAAAUAUGUGGGCUGAAGGCGACCGAGUGGUAAAACAUUGGACAGGUAACCUCCAUUUAAAUUACUUUACCACUUGAAGCACCGCUAAUCAGUUUUAUUUUUCGCUGACGGUAAAUGUAGUUUUAGCAGGAAAGCUAACUAUCACAGACACGACUGAAGGGAGUCGUUUAAAAAUAUAAACAAGUGUGGCGUUACUCUGUUUCGCUUUGGAUUUGACUGUUUUCGGCUAGUUAUUCGGCAGCAUUUGAUCUUGGAUAUCUGAAGAGGCCUGUAAAUGGAUCCAAGGGGGUUUCGUGAAAGUCCCGCGGGUUCUGGGGAACCUUCAGAGGAGGAGAAGAGAGGAGAAGAUCCAGAAGGAGAUCAAACAGAGGACGUGGACGGUGAGGGCAGAGAGGCUGAUGGGGAAUCCGAGAAAACAGAGGAAACGGAAAUGGAGAGUAAAGAUUCUGGAAGAUGUAAAAGUCAAGCGGAAAAUAUGAUGCAUGGAAAACUACCUGAGGAGGAACUAGAUCCUAGAAUCCAGGAGGAACUAGAGCAUCUUAAUGAGGCCAGCGAAGAGAUCAACAAGCUUGAACUGGAGCUGCAAGAGGUUCGAUCCAGCCACAGGAGGAUUAUGAGUGAAUCUGUGCUUAAACUCAAGGCAAUGAGUUCAGAACUGGGCUCCUGCAUUGAGAAGGCCAGGCCUUACUAUGAGGCUCGAAGGAAAGCAAAAGAGGCCCAGCAGGAGACCCAGAAAGCCGCGCUCAGAUUUGAGAGAGGGGUCUCCAUGCAUUCAGCUGCUCGGGAGAUGGUCCAUGUAGCUGAACAAGGCCUCACUGCAGUCAAGACGCUGGAUCCAACCUGGCAAGAGAUGCUGAAUCACGCCACAUUAAAGGUAAAUGAGGCAGAAGAGGAGCGCACGAAGAGCGAACGAGAGCACAUGCGUGUCACUCAGCUGUGUCAGGAAGCUGAGGCUCAUGUGCUGCAGCUGCAAAAGUCUCUGAAGAGAGCCAUCGUAAAGUCCAAGCCUUACUUUGAGCUCAAGGCUCAAUUCAAUGACAUGCUAGAGGGGCACAAGUCAAAGAUUAUAGAGUUAGAGGAGCAUAUUUCCAAAGCCAAGGUCAACUACUCCAGCAGCCUGCGCCAACUGGAGCAAAUCAGCGAAGAGAUUCAUGCCCAGAGAGAGCAGGACCAACUAAAGGAUGGACCAAUCAAAACAUCUGGUGGGCGGAGCCCUCCAGUUGGAGCAGAGACAGUCAGCAGCACAGGGACUGAAGGUGGAGCCUCUGGAGGUUACCCCAGACAAAGUAAUUGGGUGGAUGCGUCAGCUUGCAGACCAUCAUCUCAGAUCUUGGAAAGUGUGACUCGGUUGAACAUCUGGGUCAUCUAAGCAGUGAUGUUAGUCUUUCAGGGGAAGAGGGGGAGGGUACAGGGGGAGUGAGGCAAAAAAAUCUAGACACUUCAGAGGAGUUCCUCAAACAACACAACAGAAGUGUCAGUUUGUGAGUGCAUACAUCAUUAAUAUCCAUUUAAAAAAAUGUAUAUUUUUAUGAUUUUCCUUACCUGAUGACCUUUGUUUUUCAACUUCAUUUAAUAGCAACUGACAGAGCAAGUCUUACACCCUGUCUACACCAGACGCUAGUGGCGCAAUGCGACAAAAGCAAAUCGCUCCCAUUAUAAUCAGUGAUGCUGUCUACACUGGAAGAGCCCAUCCCGUCGUGCUGAUAGCAAACAGACUCCCUGUUCUACUUUGUGCGGUACUCGCUGGCGCUACUCCUGCCAACAUGACAAAUGAACGGUUUAGAACGUUUGCUUUGAUGCCUCCCAGUGUAGACAGCCUCAAGGCAUUGUGAAAUCGCUUGCGUGUGGUGUAGACAGGGUGUUCUUAAUGAAUAUUUAUUGUUGAACAUUUUUUACUAUCAAUACUUGAAAAGCGAGAAGACCAAAAUUUUUAAGUUAGUUAUCUCAUUUGGGUAUUUCAGAUCAAGUGGCAUAAGACUGACAAUGACAAGCCUAGUAAUCACUGCUAUCUUUUUUUAGCCUAAGCAACAUACUACACAAUAUAUCCCUUUUGAUCCUAAAAGCACCAAGUUUUUUCUAUGCGAAUGUAUAAAGCAGUGGCUUAUAAGCACGCUCUUUUUAUUAUAGUCUCUAUAGCUGACAUAAUAACAAUGUGAGGUAAUUUUGUUCUGUAUUUAUCAGAUUUUACUGACUGCAAUCAUACUCUCUGAAGGAAAAAACACUGUCUGUAAAAUUAUACUAUUAUACUAUUAUAUAUUUAUUCUCGUUUAUUUUAAUUUUAAAUUAGAUUUUCUUAUGCUGACUUUGAAAUAGUGGUCCAUGUACAGCUCCCAACUGACAGACUACCAUAUUUUUUUCAAAAACAUUAUUAAAUUCCUAAAAGUGCUUUAUAUGCAUACAUAGGGUAUGCUUUUAUGUUUGUCUAGUUAUUUUUAAUGCACUCAUUUUCCUCAGGAUUAGAACAGAAGUACUGAUUCUGUGCAGUUGGAGAAAUAAUGUACUGAAUUAUUUUCUUAUAGAAGGGUUUAUGAAAUGACUGCCACAAAAAAAUUGUUUUGUUAUUUAGGACAAUCAGUAUUUUUUCCAGAAUGUAUUUUCAUUUUACAUUAUGUCAAGCAUCUUUGAAUGAUUUUUACCUUUGUUUUCACAGCAUUUUUCUAUCGACUGAUGGAAAAGUGUUUUAGUGAGUUUACAUGUCUUUGUUACUGUAGUCCUCAGUGAGAGCACUGGAUACCCUUUGUUAUUAUUUUAACUAAUGUUCUAUAUGAAGAUGUGCACAGUAGUGACAAAUCCGAUGGAACAACAAAUUCAUAUGUCCCUGUGGAUUUUUUUAUGUUUUCUUUUUUUAACAGAAUUUAGGGCAAGUCUUUACUGAGACAAUAGUCACGUGGUAAGAAUGUACUAAUAUUUUGACAUGCCAUCUUUCCUGUGUGACUGAUAUUAUACUUUAAUAUUGUAAGAUAUAUAUAUAUAUAUAUGUAUAUGAGAUUUACUAUAUAUAUACAGUACUGUGCAAAAUUUUUAGGCACUUGUGAAAUUUAGUGAAAAUGUCUUCAAAAAUAAUGCCAUAAAUAGUUUUCAUUUAUCAAUUAACAUCAUACAAAGUCCAGUAAACAUAAAAAAUCUAAAUCAAUAUUUGGUGUGACCACCUUUGCUUUUAAAACAGUCCCAAUUCUCCUACUUACACCUGGACACAGUUUUUCUUGGUUGUUGUCAGAUAGGAUGUACCAAGUUUCUUGGAGAAUUCGCCAUAGUUCUUCUAUCUAUUUAGGCUGUCUCAAUUGCUUCUGUCUCUUCAUGUAAUCCCAGACUGACUCGAUGUUCAGUGGGGGGCUUUGUGGGGGCCAUGACAUCUGUUGCAGGGCUCCCUGUUCUUCUAUUCUAAUCAUUUCUAUUUGCAAAAGUAACGUUUGGGAGUCUAAAAUGUAUUUUUCCUAUUGACACACUAAAGCUGAAGAUAUAAAUAACCAUCUUAAGACAAAUGUUUUUGUGAAACAUCUUAAGUGCCUAAAACUUCUGCACAGUACUGUAUGUGUAUGUGUGUGUAUAUAUAUAUAUAUAUAUAUCUCAAGAUUUGACGUUCAUAAGUCACAAAUGUAAUGUUUUAUUUGCCCUAAUUUUGUGAACCUUUUUUUUUAAAGUAGUACGUGAUUAAACGGUGAUAACAAUGUUCUAAUAUUUUCAUUGAUAUUAUGGCAGUUUAAUAUACUGUAUGCCAGGGUAACACAUUUUACAGUGUUUUCAGUUCUUAUUUGUAUGCUAUUAUGUAUGUUAUAUUUUAGAGAAAUAUUAAAAUAAAACUAGUUGGCGUUGCAGCUCUCUUGUGCUUAAGUUGCAACCCGACUUGACACAAAAAGCUCAAAAUAUUCUUACGUCUCUCGCCACCCUAACUCAUCUUAAACAAAUAACCAGGCUAUGCACUGACCCAUUCCUCAGUGUUAUCCAGAUGCUGUAAAUUAGAUUCAGGGUGCUGUCUUUUGUGAUGUCAGUCAGUGAAUGUCUUAGUGAUGUGAAUAUACUGCCAUCAUCAAAAAGGCUUAGAUCUGCAAGGGCAGGGAAGGUAAGCACACUCUCCUCUGAUAUGAAAGUUAAGCUCCAUCAUAUGACUGAAAUAAAAGACUUAGACUGUCAUUUAGUCCCUCGGUAGUCAUCUCUCUGUUCUUGUUCUGGCAACUCUUCCCAUCCUGACAGAUGUUACACUGCAUUUGUUACCUUCCUGAGGUAUUUGGAUGCCAAAACCUCAAAAGCUUCAAGAAGCAAGAAGCCAAACCCUCAAAAUGCUUCAAAAAGCAAGAAACAUGGAGCUAUUGCAAUAUACUUUUCCUUAGCAUGUUCUUUCUGCAAUCUCACUAUAACUAUUGUCUUUUUUUUUUUUUUUUUUAACAGAUUAUUUAGAUUGUGUAUGUUGUAAUAAUAAUUACAGUGUUUCCACAAUCUUGGAAAAUCAGGAAAUAUGAGCGAAGUUUACAUUUGUGAUUGCAUGGUAAUUAUUAAUCAAGUAAUGGAAAAGUUAUGCACAUUUCUGAAGUGAUUAUAACUAUUUCAAGUUAUGCUGUGCUCUAAAGCGUUUUAUUGGCUUUGAAAUUGUGCUUUGAGUGCUUUCUCCAUAAACUGUUUUUAAAAUCCAUUAAUCCAUAAGACUGGAAAAAUCAUGGAAAUUAAUUUGUCAAGUUGUAGGAAGCCUGCAAUUGCUAUCCAGUUUAUAGUAGUUCUUUUUAAUAAGGUUACUUUGUUAACAUUAGUUAAUGCAUUAGGUAUCAUGAACUAACAAUAAUAUAUUUCUUACAGCAUUAAUUCAUCUUUGUUAAUGGUAGUUAAUAAAAAUACAAUUGUUCAUUGUUAGUUCGUAGUUAAUCAACUAAUGUUGACAUACACAACUUUUGAUUUAAUGUGUUAGUAUAUGUUUAAAUUGACAUUAACCAAGAGUAAUAAAUGCUGUAAAAGUAUUGUUCAUUGUUAGUUCAUGUUAACGAAUGUAACCUUAUUUUGAAGUGUUACCCAGUUUGUUCUAUCACGACGACACUACCACAUCCCACAAAUAUCAGCUUUUUAUUUCUUGAUUUUUAUUAAGACAUAACAAUGUUUAUGCAACAUCUUAGAUCAUUAUAGCAUUUUAACAAUAGCCUGAAAUACAAAUAAAUGUGAGCAAAUGAAUGUCGUCUUGAAAAUAGACUUUUCGAAAGGAUUAAUUUCUUUUCAAUUAUUAAAGAGCCAAGUAAAAAUAGAUGACAGUGCCCAUAACGAACAUCUCAGAGGAGGAGGAGACAAUCCUGGAGGAAUGGAAAGCUACUUUAAAAUAGAUAUGUAUGUAGGUGCAUUUGUAUGUACAUAUACAGUAUAUGCUUUCUGUAAAGUACUUUGUAAACACUGGGUUUAAAAGGUGUCAUUUAAAUAAAGUUUAUUAAAUUA
Molecule: messenger RNA, 5489 nt
Organism: Myxocyprinus asiaticus (Chinese sucker)
Lineage: Eukaryota; Metazoa; Chordata; Actinopteri; Cypriniformes; Catostomidae
Product: SH3 domain-binding protein 5-like
Exons: 7
Coding region: 355-1449 (364 amino acids)
Biological process (GO): negative regulation of protein tyrosine kinase activity; intracellular signal transduction
Cellular component (GO): cytoplasm
Molecular function (GO): protein kinase inhibitor activity
Source: RefSeq, a predicted model, not a curated record